Molecule: messenger RNA, 935 nt
Organism: Cercospora beticola
Lineage: Eukaryota; Fungi; Ascomycota; Dothideomycetes; Mycosphaerellales; Mycosphaerellaceae
Source: RefSeq, a predicted model, not a curated record
UCUAGUCAAGCACAUUUGCUCGUUAUAUCAGUCGGAAAAUACCUGCGAGAUGCCUACGGCGGUUGUGACAGGAGCUAACUCAGGUAUUGGCCAUGCCUUUGCCAAUAUCUUGAUCAGCGAGGUAAGGCAAGGCCGCAGACCAUGAAGUGGGAGUACAACUGCAGUCCCUUCAGUGUCGCCUACAUCGUCUCGACGUCCGCUCUCCAGAAUCAAUCUCCGGCUUCGCCGCCCAACUCGUCAACAAACCCGUAGACCUCCUCCUCAACAUCGCCGGAGUAAUGGCCCCCGGAACCGGCAACGACGAACUCUCCACCGUAACAAAAGACAUCCUAACCCGCAUUUUCGAAACCAACACCUUCGGUCCCCUCCUCCUAACCCAAGCCCUCCUCCCCAACCUUCUCCAAUCCUCCAACCCAAAGGUUGGAAUCGUAAGCUCCCGCGUCGGAAGCAUAGGCGAUAACAGCACAGGCGGAAAUUAUGCUUACCGUGCUUCAAAAGCCGCAGUAAACAGUAUCGGUAAAAACAUGGCAGUGGAAUUGAAAGAGAAAGGUAUAGUGGUGGAUCUGUUGCAUCCGGGAAUUGUGAUAUCGAAUUUGACGCCUGAGGCUUCGGCACCCGCAGAGGCUGUUCAGCCGGAGGAGGCGGCGACGAAGUUAUGGGCUAUUGUGCAGGAGAAGGGGAUCGAAGAGACGGGCAAAUUCUGGCAUCGCGAAGGGUAUGAGUUGCCGUGGUGAAGGACGCGGAUGCGGUACACUGUAAGAGAGUCAGAUAAACAAGUGACCAGAUAUUCUGUGCAGAGAUGCAAUGUCUCCAAUGUUUGCGCGAGGCACAACGGCACCAGGGGUAGCGAACAGAGCAUUGGAGAAGCUGCGUGAUGACAGAAAAAUUUCGGAUUUCAUCUGCCUGAGGCAUAUCAUUUCACUUCCAACGUCACC